Pseudoliparis swirei is the source of this 1252-nucleotide messenger RNA. RefSeq names its product phospholipase D family, member 6 (gene pld6). Gene Ontology annotation, molecular function: RNA endonuclease activity producing 5'-phosphomonoesters, hydrolytic mechanism. NCBI's taxonomy places the organism in Eukaryota, Metazoa, Chordata, Actinopteri, Perciformes, Liparidae. The record is from RefSeq and is a predicted model, not a curated record. Gene Ontology annotation, biological process: piRNA processing. The transcript has 4 exons. Bases 69 to 743 code for a protein of 224 amino acids. Gene Ontology annotation, cellular component: mitochondrion.
UCCCACGUGGUGGCGACAUACGCUAACUCUCAGGUCUGCUGUGUUGUCUUAAAUACUACUCCAGUUCAAUGCUUUGCCAUGCCCUGUGGAGCUCCCAACAUCAAAUGUCGGCGAUGUGGACGGUGAAGGUGCUCGGCCUGGCCGCGGUGGCGCUCCCUCUCGGCGUGGAGCUGCUCGGCCUGCUCCUCCGGCGCCUCAGGCCGGCGAAGACCCUCAACGAGGUCCUCUUCUUUCCCUCUGAGCUUGCCUGCGUUGAGCACAUCUUCACCUCCCUGUCGCCAGGGUCCUGUCUCUGCCCGUUGCCCCACGGCGUGGAGACCUCUCUGUCCCGUCUUCUCCGCCUCGUCCUGUCCGCCGUCUCCUCUCUGGACUUGUGUGUCUUCGCCUUCUCCAACCAGAACCUGAGCAGGGCGGUGCUGGCGCUGCGCGCCCGGGGCGUCGCCGUCCGCAUCCUCUCCGACAGGGAUUACGUCGCCGUUUCUGGCUCCCAGAUAGGGGUCCUCCGCAAGGCGGGGAUCUGCGUGCGCUGCGACGCCAACUCCGUCCACAUGCAUCACAAGUUCGCUCUGGUGGACGGCCGGCUGCUCAUCACCGGCUCCCUCAACUGGACGCUGACGGCGGUGCAGAGCAACACGGAGAACCUCGUGGUCACCGAGGAGGCGGAGCUGGUGCGACCCUUCGCCGAGGAGUUCCACAGGUUGUGGGAACGCAACGACCCGGCCAGGUGCCUCCGCCCCAAGUGACCCAAACACAACUCUGAUUCCAGAACCUACGACUGCCUGAUGAUUGGAAGUUUCAUGGCAAGUUUGGUUUUAAAUGUGUUAUCAGAAGAGUCUUGUUCAUUUAUCAGACUGAAUCUACAGUUAAGUUCAGGUUCCUGUUUGAUUUCACUUUGUUUGGCACCAAGCUUUAUAUUUUGUUCAUAUUGUGUCACGAGUUAACAUUAUUUCUAGUUGCAUUUUGUUUCUCCCAUAACAUGAUAAAAUGCAUCUUAUUUCUUUAUGUUCAUAAUGUAAUACAUAUAUUACAUCAUAUUUGAUCUGCCUUAGUACUAAAGGGAUUAUCUAGCUCGUUAGGAAUUUGAGUGUAACACCUUUUAUUUAGAAUACCACAUUUCAAAACAAAAUCAUUCACACACUGGAAGAGCUGUGGAUGAUUUUCUUUUGAAAUGUAAAUACACUAAAUACAUCCCGUGUAAUGUUUCGGGCAUGUUACGGCCGAGCACCAAUAAUAAAAACACUGUUUCACGCUG